Molecule: messenger RNA, 3984 nt
Organism: Rhincodon typus (whale shark)
Lineage: Eukaryota; Metazoa; Chordata; Chondrichthyes; Orectolobiformes; Rhincodontidae
Gene: alg1
Product: ALG1 chitobiosyldiphosphodolichol beta-mannosyltransferase
Exons: 14
Coding region: 1-1275 (424 amino acids)
Cellular component (GO): endoplasmic reticulum
Molecular function (GO): mannosyltransferase activity
Source: RefSeq, a predicted model, not a curated record
AUGCCAACUGAACCAUUCAACACACAAAUAGAGAAAAAGUGCCUGGUUAUUGGCUUUGCGUAUUUCCUUUAUCUGGCCACAGGUGCAAAACCUCAUCGAGAUAUUUUAAGUAAUGACAAGAUUAACAUAGUUUACAUAACAGAGGUCAUGACGACAAUGAAAUUUGGAUCAAAGAUUUUUCAGUAUGGGCUCAAAGUCUUUGUGCAGACUUUACAAAUAUGUUACAUUUUGUUAAAGAUUGAUGCUCCUUCGUACAUGCUCCUACAGAAUCCACCUGGCCUCCCUGCUAUUGCCGCUGUAUGGGCAGUAUGUUUGCUAAGAGGAAGUAAAUUUAUUAUUGACUGGCAUAAUUAUGGUUACACCAUUAUGAGUUUGACACAUGGAGAUCAUCAUCCCAUUGUGCUGAUUGCCAAAUGGUAUGAACAUUUUUUUGGAAAGCUCUCUGAUUCAAAUCUAUGUGUCACUGAAGCCAUGAAAGAAGACUUGAGAGUGAACUGGAAUAUCAAGGCAACCACACUAUAUGACUGUCCAUCUCCCAUCUUUAGAGAAACCCCUCUAGAAUUACAACAUAAACUGUUUAAGAAACUUGCUAAAGAUUUUGAUGCAUUUAAAGCAAGGAGUGAAUCCGUGCCCUCUAAUUUAGAACAGACAGCGUUCACAGAACUACAUACUGGUACUGGCAAUGUCACCCACAUCCAAGGCAGACCUGCAUUAUUGCUUAGCAGUACUAGCUGGACAGAGGAUGAAGAUUUUUCCAUUCUGCUGAAAGCCUUGGAAGAAUAUGAAGGUUUCAAGAACAGUGGUAUAACAUUACCACCUCUUGUAUGUGCCAUUACAGGGAAAGGUCCACUACAGGAAUUUUAUAAUAAUCUCAUUGAAAAAUUGCAUUUUAAACAUGUCCACAUAUGCACUUUGUGGCUUGAAGCUGAAGAUUAUCCAGUGUUGCUAGGAUCUGGUGAUCUAGGAGUUUGUCUUCAUAAAUCAACCAGUGGACUGGAUUUGCCAAUGAAAGUUGUAGACAUGUUUGGUUGCCAUUUACCUGUAUGUGCAAUUGACUUCCCAUGUUUACAUGAACUUGUGAAAACUGAAGAAAAUGGUUUAAUAUUUAAAAACUCUCAUGAACUGGCCGUGCAACUAAAGCUUCUCUUUACAGACUUCCAGAAUGAAAAGAACAAACUAGGUGUAUUCAAAAGAAACCUGAAGGAAUCAAAGAUGGUUCAGUGGGAUGAGAAUUGGGAUGAAACAGUACGUCCUCUGCUGGCAGCAAAUAAUUGAAGUUUGUGACUGUUGUUUUGGGGAUGAGUAAGCAGUGCUGACCAUCAAGUCUGUCUGUUAUUGUCUAUACCCAGCAGGAUCAUGAGCUGAUCAAUCAACAGAAACCUCUGUUCAGAAUAAACCUAGAGCAGCAGUGCUGGACAUUGUCUCAGUGGACCAAUAAAGACUAGAUAAUUUCUGGAUUAUAAAUUUUGAUUUGUAAAUUUAUUGAAAUAUUUGAGGCUGCGUAAGAAUUGGGAGUGUUUUUUAAGCGGGUUUUUAACAAGUUUUAAAAGUAAUUAGUCAGUUUUAAUCGAAAAUUCUGAUAAUUAUGAACAUUUUAAAUCGCCUCAUUUGGUGAUUUAAAUGUCAUAGUUACUUAGAGCAUAGGUGUCACAUCGAGUUGGUGCCAGCUCUCCUCAGACCAGUCCAGGCAGUUCCACUCCCCUGUUCAAUCCCUGCAACGUUAUUUCCUUCAUGUUUUCAUCUAAUUUCCUAUUGAAAUCAUUGUUUCACCUUCCCCAUUCUGCCCCACCUGUGUGUUCCAGGUUAUUACCAGUCCCUAAAUAGUUUCUUCACAUUUCCCAUACAUCUUUUGCCCGAAAUGUUAAAUGUGUCCCCUCAUUCUUAUAGAAGCAGCUAUUGGAAUAAUUUUUCCUUGUUUAUUAAUUCCAAAUCUUUAAUAAUUUUGUAACUUUUAUCAAACCUCCCUUGUAUUGAAAACAACCCCAUCUUUUCCAACUUCACCUUGUAACUAAACUGGGUACUUGUCUGCCCAUUCUAUUAGGCCAUCUAUACCAUAUUGCAGUCGAUUGGUCUCAUCCUUAGUGUAUGCCACACCUCCAGGUUUGGCCAAUUCAGCAAAUUUUGUACUUCUACUCUGUACCAAGAUUCAAGUCAUUUAUAUACAGCAAUGAAAGCAAUAAUCCCAGCACUGACCCUCCGGUUACACCAUUGUCUGCCACCCAUCAAUCUGAUAAAGAACCAUUUACCAUGUCUUGAGGUGUUCUGUAUGAGAUCAGUUUUUUAAUCCAAUUUGUCACUUUCCUUGUAUUCUGAGCCUCAAUUAAGUUAACCAAUCUUAUGUAAUAUUUAACCCUUCUGUUACUUGAUCAAAAAAUCCACUUAAUUAGUCAAGCACAUUCUGUCUUUUACCAAUCUUUGGGGACUCUGUUUAAUUAACUCAAACCUCUUCAAGUGCAUGGUGAAGAUUUUCUUCGAAAUAUUGUUUCUUACUUACCGAUGUUAAACUAAACGGGGGAUUGUUGCUGGGACUGUCCCUGGACCUUUUCAUGGAUAAGUGUGUAACAUUUACCAUUCUCUAAUCUUCUGGCAUCUCCCUCAUUUCCAGGCAAGAUUAGAAAGUUAUUACAAGCCGUUCUGCCUUCUCAACUUAUUGUUGUAAAUAUAUAGAUACAGAGGACUUACUCAUGCUUUCCAUGAGGACGAAGCUGACUCCCGUUCCAGUACUGCCUCCUUUCUAGUUGGACUGAGUACUGAUCAAGAAUGUUCUCCUGAAUACAUGUCAAAAAUUCCUCCCCCUCCCCCUUACCCUUUAUUCGUUAUCCCAAUAGCAAUUUAGAUAAUUCAGAUCCCUCUAUCACUUGUGUAGUUUUUGCAUAUCAAAGAUCCCUGCAAAUUUUAAUCCUCUUUCUCCCCCCACUCCCCGCAAUGUUUCGAGGCCUACAGAGUACACCCAAGAAUCAAAUCAUCAUUUUGUUUCUUAAUUCAAACUAAAUUGCCCCCUCAAGGACAUUUUUUACAAGUAUGCACUUUGUCUCUCAAAUUCUGAUUAGAAAUUGGAAAAAUUAAAAAUUUCAAAGAGAAAGGAGACCUUCCCAAUAACAUGACACUUGAUUUUCUUUUGAACGUAAUCAGUUGGCUCCAAACCCAGAUUCCAUUCCCUCCAAGGGUCGCCAGACCCAAAACAUUAACUCUGAUUUUCCCUCACAGAUGCUGCCAGACCUCCUGAGCUUUUCCAGCAACUUCUGUUUGUGUCUUUUAUACCUGUUGCUAGUUUCCAAAACAUGUAAGCUUGAAAUAUUCGUUCCCAGUUGAUUUUUAUUUUGAUUAUAUCACUACUGAGAAGUUUUGCAAGAUUUAGUAAAAUACUAUUUUUGUACUAACUGAUGGAAUAUCAGCAACUAUUUCAGUCACAGCUCUAAAACAAAACAACACAUCAAUAAACAAGUGCUAAACUAGAAUUGUCAAAUUGAAAAUCCAUUUCCUAAUGAAUUAUUGCUAUAGGUUGAAAACGGAUCCCCACACAGCAACCCUAUAAUUCCUGCUGCUGGAAACCAGGAAUUUAUGCAGCAGCAGGAAAGAAAGCUAUAUCAGAAGUGAUUCCAGAUUGCAGCUUUCUAAUACUGAAUAGAUACAAAAGGUCUCAGCAAUGCCCCAAGAACAAAAUACCUACUACUUACUAUUUUUCACACUGUCGUUGUGAAACUUGAAAAAUAGAGACCAUUUGAGUGUUUAGGUUAUGAACAUAACUUAUUUUAUUAUUAUAGCUGUCAAUUGUUCUCAUGUCAGAGACAAUGAGUAAACAUUUCAGUUUCAAGAUGUAUUUUCAGAAGCUCUAUUUUUGUGCAUCUGUUGUAAGGAAACACUGUUCUGGUGGGACCUGGAAUCACUUGGUGUCCAAUUCCAACUUUAUCUGUUUUGAAAAGGGAAAAAAAACACAAUGUAACCUCUUACUGAGGAAAAAAUAAAGUUUUAUUUUCUUUAUUA